UGACUGAUGAUGAAACGCCCACAGACGUCACACACAGGAAGACCAAGAGCAUUUGCUUGUUCUUGUCAAGAACAAUGGAUGAGCAGUUGGUGAACGCGGAGGCUUGCAGGAUUAAACGAGAGUGCUAAAGCUAUGUUGUCUCUGCCGACAGAGGGAUCGUCAGCUGAGGACUUUAUUGUUUUGAGUUGUGGAUUUUAUCUCUAAAAACAUCAUAAGCUGCUGAUCAUGUCACUUCCAGAGGAGGAUCUUACAUGCCCGGUGUGUUGUGACAUUUUCAAAGAUCCUGUCCUGCUGUCAUGCAGCCACAGUUUCUGCAGGAACUGCAUGAAGAGCUGCUGGGACACAGGGAUGCGAGAAUGCCCCAUCUGCAGGAAAAAGGGACCCAAGUCCAAUCCUCCGUCCAAUCUGGCUCUGAAAAAUGUCUGUGAGGCUCUUCAGGAGGUCAGAAGAAUGAGUUCAGAUCAGGUCGAGGAAAAGAUGAACUGCAACUUGCAUGGGGAGAAGUUAAAACUCUUCUGUCUGGUGGACAGACAGCCCAUAUGUGUGGUGUGUCAGACCUCCAAAGUGCAUAUGAAGCACAACUGUUUACCUAUAGAAGAGGCCCUGUUGGACUGCAAGGACCAACUUGUUUCAUCACUGAAAAGCUUGCAAGAUAAAGUGGAAAGUCUCAAAAGUAUCCAUGGGAACACUGCUGAAAUGUUGAAGUAUAUCAAGACUCAGACGCUGGAAACACAGAAUAAGAUCAAGAGCCAGUUUGAGCAACUACAUCAACUCCUGUAUGAAGAAGAGUCGGCCAGGUUAGCAGCUGUGAAGAAAGAGGAGGAGGAGAAGAUCGAAGCAAUGAAAGAUAAGAUUAAAGAACUUUCGGCAGAGGUGCUUUCUGUAAUGGAGAACAUCUCUGCCAUCCGGCAACAGAUGAAGGAAAAUGAUUUAAUUUUGUUGAAGAAUUUUAAAACCCCUCAGAAUGGAAGUGAAGGCAUGCUGCUUGGGUUGGACAACAUGUCUGGGUUACUGAUUGAUGUGACGAAACACCUCUCCAACCUCAAAUACAGAGUCUGGGAGAAAAUACUGGAUCAAAUUGACUACACUCCAGUUACCCUAGACCCAAACACAGCACACCCAUGCCUCAUCCUAUCCGACGACCUCGCUUCCCUCAAAUACUCACAGGAGCCGAGCCGUUGCCCUGACAACCCGGAGCGUUUCCACAUGAGCGCUGAAGUGGUAGGUAUGACUGCACUGGGCUCAGGAAGCCACCACUGGAUUGUAGAAACAGGAAGUAAUCAGGACUGGCUCCUGGGUGUGGCUUCUUUGUCUGUGCCGAGAGACGCUGAGAUAUCAGCUCGCCCGGAAAACGGCUUCUGGACUUUAUGCAUCAGGGACGGCGAGUUCAGGGCGAUGACCUCACCCCCCACCCCUCUAACAGGUUUAAAAAUGCCAAAUCAGGUCAAAGUGCAAUUGGAUUACAACAAAGGAAAUGUGUCUUUUUAUGACCCUGCUGACAACACACUCUUUUAUGCAUUUAAAGAAACAUUUACUGAGCUUUUAUAUCCAUAUUUCUAUACUCAAAGCUGUCAUCCAUUGAAAAUAAUGCCAGAAAAGGUACUUGUCACAAUGUUGCGGCAGAAUGUGUAAAUCAUUAACUACUGAGGUGAACGUUGCAACUGCUGUCUAAAAUGACACAAAGUAUUCCUAAUCUAUGUU
This is a messenger RNA of Cololabis saira (Pacific saury), 1701 nucleotides long. Its product is annotated as zinc-binding protein A33. The record is from RefSeq and is a predicted model, not a curated record. Gene Ontology annotation, molecular function: protein binding; zinc ion binding. Bases 226 to 1632 code for a protein of 468 amino acids. Lineage: Eukaryota; Metazoa; Chordata; Actinopteri; Beloniformes; Belonidae. The transcript is spliced from 6 exons.